GUCUUAUGCACAGUCAGUUGGAAUGGGACACAUAGAUCUUUUGCAAGCACCUGAAGCAUUAACGAUCACUGAAGACCAUGUGGAGUCUUGGGUCCCUUCUAGAAGUCUCUGCAGUGGAAGGGGAAAUUGGGGCAUCAAAAGGCCUUGAUGACUGCCUCCAGCAAUACAUUAAAAAUUUUGAAAGGGAAAAAAUCAGUGGAGAACAGCUGUUGCACAUAACUCAUCAAGAACUUGAAGAACUGGGAGUCACCCGCAUUGGACACCAAGAAUUGAUCUUAGAAGCAGUUGAUCUGCUCUGUGCAUUGAAUUAUGGUUUGGAGACAGAAAACCUGAGAACACUCUCUCACAAGCUGAAUGCCUCAGCCAAAAAUCUUCAGAACUUUAUAACGGGUAGAAGGAGGAGUGGCCAUUAUGAUGGCAGGGCCUCCAGACGACUGCCAAAUGAUUUUCUUACCUCUGUUGUUGACCUGAUUGGUGCUGCCAAGAACUUGCUAGCCUGGCUGGACAGGUCUCCAUUUGUCAGUGUGACAGAAUACUCACUGCUGAAAAACAAUAUUGUUCAACUGUGCCUGGAAUUAACAACCAUCGUGCAACAGGAUUGCACAGUAUACGAAACAGAAAAUAAAAUUCUUCAUGUGCAGUCUGUAUGGAAACUGAAGAACCUAUCACUACUGAAUUUAUGGACCCAUCCACCUACCCAGAAUGAAAAUGUCCAGUGUAAAACUUUGUCUGGAAUCUGUGACCACAUCAUCUCUCUCUCAUCUGACUCUCUGGUGUCUCAGUCAGCACACCUUGAAGUAGUUCACCUUACUAGCAUUAUGCCCAGUGAGGGCUUGGGGAUGUAUAUCAAGUCAACAUACGAUGGGCUGCAUGUAAUCACUGGGACUACUGAAAAUUCUCCUGCAGACCAGUGUAAGAAGAUCCAUGCAGGGGAUGAGGUGAUCCAGGUCAAUCAUCAAACUGUGGUUGGCUGGCAGUUAAAGAACCUUGUAAAUGCAUUGCGGGAAGACCCAAAUGGAGUGAUCUUAACCUUGAAGAAACGUCCUCAAAACACCCUGGUUUCUGCUCCUGCACUUCUGAAGAAUGUGAGGUGGAAGCCUCUAGCACUUCAGCCUGUGAUUCCAACCAGUCCAACAAGCAGCUCCACAACUCCAACCAGCACAAUGGGCAUGUCCUCAAAAAUGGAUAGCUCUGCUCUCCAGGACAUUUUCAUCCUCUCUCCCAUGUCAGGACUUUAUGGCCCAAGGGAUGAAAUUGGAAUAAUGUCUUGUGAUGACAUCAGCAAAUAUGGAAAGUCUGGAAUGAAAGGCUCCGAGUCACCUAGCUACUUUCUGGAGCAUGAAAGUGGGAAGUAUUACACAUUAAUUGAAGAUGAGGGCCAUCCAAUGGGCUCUGAGUAUGAGAGAGGCAGAACCACAGGAGUUCGGAGAAGAGAAAAGACACCAACUCAUGGUGACUUGAGGCCUGUUUCUAUGCCUACAGAGUUCAGCUGGAUGGGGGAGUCAAAAGAACCAAACAUGUACAAGAGAGGCAGCCGAGAUUCGGAGAAUUCACUCCUGCGAUACCUGAGUGAUGACAAGAUCUUGGUGAUCCAAGAAGAGCCUUUGACACAGAAAGACAACAAGAGAGACACAGGCCGCAGGUCAAGGAAAAAGGGCAAAAACACAAGUAGCCCGAACUAUCCAAUUAGCCCAUCUAUGUUGACAUCUACUGUUAGCGUUAGGCUGGAACCGGGGCAGCAAGAUGUCUUGAAUUUCUCACUAGCUGAAAGCAACACUGUUCCACUGUAUCACAGAGCAGGGGAGACAAUCGGUGGAGAUUCUGAAAGGUACGCUAGUUCUGCCAGUGACCGUCAAGGGAGCACAUCCAUGAGGAAGUCUUUCCACUACGCUUCCCUGAGGGUAAAAACCAAAAAAUGGUCCAAAGGGAGUUCUCUGACUAGUGGGAGCAGGAGGCGGAUUUCCUGCAAAGACUUGGGCCAUGGAGAUUGUGAGGGCUGGCUGUGGAAGAAAAAAGAUGCCAAAGGAUACUUUACACAGAAAUGGAAAAAAUACUGGUUUAUUCUGAAGGAUUCUUCACUGUACUGGUACACAAACCAGAAUGAUGAAAAAGCAGAAGGAUUCAUCAGUUUACCUGAGUUCAGGAUAGAUAGAGCCAUUGAAUGCAGAAGGAAACAUGCCUUCAAAGCAUGCCACCCAAAAAUUAAGAGCUUUUACUUUGCAACUGACUGUCUUGAAGAAAUGAAUAGAUGGAUGAACCGCCUGGGUCUUGCAGCCAUUGGUUAUACACCUGAUGACAAGGAUAUUCGGCCAGAUGAAGAUUACUGGAGUGAAAGUGACCAGGAUGAUAUUGAUGGCUCUUUAACCCUGAAACAGGAAGGUCCUUCAACACUAUGUGACACCUACCAUCGAACACCCUCAGUGAAUUCUUCAAGUCCAUUCCCUGAACUGAAACAUGGUCGACACUUUUCAAGCGAAUCUACCCACUCUUACUCUUCUGCGGAGGAUUCCCGACAAGAUGCCACAGGAAGUACACACUCGUCAGGAUGCAGACCUCCCUAUCGAGAAAGGCGCUCAUGGCAGGAUCUGAUAGAGACCCCUUUAACCAGUUCUGGCCUUCAUUUUCUUCAGACUGUUCCUCCUGACCCAGAAUACGUGAGUGGCCGACCUGGAAUGUCACCAGAGAGGCGAAGACAGGCAACGUUACCGGUCCAAAGACGUCACAAUCAUGAACGAGAUGGACCUUUCCCUUUGGUGGAGUGGCAAAGGGGAUAUAGUUCUCAUAACAGGCCCCACAAACAACGUAGUCAAAGCCUUCCACGAAACAGAGAUGUCAGGGGCAAAGGGUGUGUAAAGUCUUCAGGCAUAACAGAAGAGAAGCCUGAAGAGAAACUUCUUAUAAAAAAGCAAAAUAGUUUCUGUGAAGAAGAAAACAUAAAGGAAAUCAGGGAAAGUACAGAUGGUCUGCAAGAGCUGUACAAGUCUUUGGAACAAGCCAGCUUGUCAGCCUUUGGAGAGCAGCGUCCUUCUACCAAGCAGGAAUUCCGGAAGUCUUUUGUAAAGAGGUGCAAUGAUCCAAUUAUCAAUGAAAAACUUCAUCACAUCAGAGUUCUCAAGAGCACUUUAAAAGCAAAGGAAGGGGACCUGGUAACUAUCAACAAUCUUCUGGAUGAUCCCAACUUGACAUCAAAGAAGUUCAAAGAGUGGAAGCUAAAGAACUAUGAAUUUUUCCUGGACAUUUGUGAGUACAGCACUGCUCUGAAACCUCAAAAUGGAGCCACUGAACUUGUAAUCCCUGCACCACUGCUGACACACACACAUUCAUUCAUUGAAACACAUGUCUGACAGGACUAGCACCGUGAACACUUGCUGGGUGCCAUGAGAAAUCCAAUAUAGUAAACACUGUAAUAUUUGUAAAUGUACUCAGCAGUAUUAUAAAUAAAUUGGAUAAGAGAAUAGUGCCACAGGAUGCCUACUACAUUGCAUGAGAAGUAUUAUUCUGUUCUGAAUUACUUUGUUUGCUAUUAUCAACCAACAUGCUUAUCAAGUUCUGCAUUAGAAAGAAGCAGUGCAGAAGUGUAAUGGAAAAUAUAUACCAGUAUAUUUAUUUAAGGACUGUACUAAAGCUAAGCUUAUAGUAAUGAGUUCUUACAACCAUUUUAUAUAUUUAGAUAUAUAUUAUAUGUAAAUAUAUCUACGUAUAUAAAAGGUAACAUAGUAGUUUAUAUUUAUUUUUUAAAAUACCCUAAAAUUCACCUUUUCACAAAUUUUUCUUGAAGGAAAUAUAUAAAAAAAAAAAUACACUGGCCACUCUUAGGGGUGCAUGUUUUUUUCCAACCUUUCCAAGCAGUGGUAGCUACCAUCUUUAUGAAAUUAGAGAAGACCAGAGUAAUAAAAAAAGUAAACUUAACCACUUUCACGUGCCUUACAAUGUUUAGUGUAUAUAUCCAGAAAAUAGACUCUCCUUUGGCCCUAUGAGCAUACUGUGCAUGCCACUUUGAUAUUGUGCCUAUUUUUAAAAGAAUGAGCUUGCCUUUAAAAGGAGUGGUCAUAGGCACACAAGUGUGGCACUGAAGAGGUUAAGACACAAGUAGAACAAAGCUGGUUGUUCACUGAUGCUGUCACUUGAACUGACUUUUCUAUCUACUUUGAAGUGUUUUAUGGUAAAAGACAAACAUCUGCUUCUGAAGAUGGUAGCUAUGGCAGUUUUCAUAAUCGCACCACUGUGAAUUUAGUGCCACAAACCUGUGAGCCACAAAAUUAUGAAAAUAUUGUUAUCUGAUGCUUCAAGACUGAGAAUUAAGUAAAAGAUUCUUGAACUGAUCAAUUGUAUAUCAAACUGUCAUAUAGAGCUGGGUAAAGAAGUCAUAUUGUUCAAAAUUAUUCACCAUAUAAUUCUUUAUCUGUAGAUACUUCAUGAACAAGUUAAUUGCAAGUGUUCAAUUCAGUAUUUGAAACUCAAUUUGUAUUAGUUAGUUUUAAAUGUAUGCAUAAAAUCAUAUGGUUUCUUUCUGUUCCCUGCUUAGAAACUUGAAGAUUCAGGUUUUCGGAGUGAAUAUUUGCAUUUAUGAAAACAAAAUCUGCUUUCCAUAAAUAUUCUCAAAUAUGCACUUAAAACUCAAGUUUCUGCAAACAUUCCUGCUAGUAAACUUAUUUAUUAGAAUAUUCUCAGAAAGCAAUUUCAUAUAUACAUUUGAAUAAAUAUUUGCAGAAAAAUGUAUUUGCCCAGUUCUAGUUUCACAGAAGGAAUCAAAUUGUAAAGUUCAAAUUAUUCGUUGUGAUAUGAAAUAGAAAAAAGUGGCUCAAGGUGAUAAAUUUACUUACUUUAUAGAGACAAGAAUUUAGUGAGAGCAUCCUUUUGUUUAGUUCAUUUAUGAUACAGUACCUGAAAAAAAGGAAUGCUACUCAGACUUAUUUUUCUAUCACUAUUAUACCACCAUUUAUUUGAACCAUAGUGGACACAGUGGUAAAAAAAAUUCACCCUGAAAUAAUUCCAGGAUAUAGUUAUAUUAUUAGUAGAAGAAUAUUACUGACCUUUAUAUUGGGUUCUCUGCAUCACACCAGCUCUUGAAUCAUGAAAUCAUUGCACUACAAUUAUAAUUACAUUUGGAUAGAACAUACAAAAUAAUUGCAUGUAGGUCCCUAAUUCGGCAUAGCAAUUAAGUCCAUGCUUGGUCCCAUUCAGGUCAAUGGGCCCAUAAGCAUGGGCUUAAAAGGGUAUGAUCCUGCUCCUGUUUAAGUUAAUGGCAAAAUUCCCAUUGUCUUCAGAGGAGCAGGAUUAAACCCUAAAUGCUCUGCUGAAUAGUGAUGGAUUUAAGCAUGCACUUAAAGUUAAUCCUGUGCCUAAAGUGCUUUGCUGAAUUGCAGCAAUAAUGAAGGUGCAGGGAAUAGACCGAGAAAACCUUGCCAUCACACAUUCACCAAAAUCAGAAUUGUGAUAUUCAUGCAAACAGUAAACACAAAUCUGAAUGUAUUUACUAUGUGAACAUUUUAAUUAGUGCACCACUGAAUAGAAAGAGCAUGAGAAGAGUUCUUAUCUUUCUAACUUUUGUUCAUAUCAAUCUAUAAAUAUUAUAAAUAUAUAUCUCACUAUUUUUUUAUUGCUGUCCUCCAUAUGGUGUGGGAGGAGUAUUAUGUAUUGAAAUAAGCAAUGGUGUAAGGUGGAAAAGCCACUUUGAAAUUGUACUGCAUACUGUAUGUGCAUUAACAAGAAGCUAUAGAUGGUCACAAAAUACUAAUUAAAUGGAUUGUGCUUUUGGUGUUCUUACUGAGAUUUUCUCAUCUGCAUUUUGUUUCAAACCCAAACCACAGUCUGUGCUUUUGUACUAAGAUUUUAAAACAAUGUUCAAGAGGGAUUCCAUUGUAUUGUAACCCAAAGAUCGGAAAAUACCACUUGACUGGAGAACAUGUUAAAUGAAGUCUUCGGUAAACAUUCAAAAGUGAACUUACCCUCUUCUUCUCAAAUAUUAAUUGGAUAGAGCUAAAAUAGAAAAAGAAUAUAUGUGCCUCCAAAAAUAAACAAAAAAUGGUAGCUAAAGAGACUGGAUCGCAACCUUCAUUUCUCAGAGGGUUUAGUAUAAAUAAAAGAAAAAUAAUCAAAGGUAUUUCUGAAAGCUAAUGAGUGGCUGAGAUUAGUCUGGGCCAUAAAACUAAUCCCUCCCAUGGUUAAGAGAUCACACUUCUUUUGAUCAUAUUUUCUUAAAAACCUUUCCUUGGCAUGAGUCUAUUCGUUUUGAAGUUCUAGUGAUAUGAGUCUAUAUUUUACUCUUGGAGAGCCAUCCCCAUCAAAGAAGCUAAAAUGUGUUUUGGUUAUUCAGGAUAAAAAAAAGUGAGCUAAUAAGGAAAAUGAACUAUUUUUCCUUUUAGUAUAUGUUGGAGAGGUUUUUCAUGGCUGGGGUUGAGACAAACUGGGAGAUAGGUUUGGAGCAAUGCUUAGCCCCUAGAGCAAUAAAAAAAUUAUUUUUAAGUCUAAAACAGUAUUUUUAUUCUUUUAGCUUUUACAAAUAUCACUAACAUGUCAAUAGAGACAAAGUAUUUCCAGAGUAAUUUUGACAUAUUUACUUACAUGCAUACAAAAGUCUGUACAAUAAAUAAGAAUCGGUUAAAGCUGAUUUGCUAAGAAAAUGUCAACUAAUGUAUGCCCAUCAAUUUCUGUUUAAUAUUAGGAGAAGCAGAGUUUAACUUUCUAAACCAAACAAGACAAGACUUUCUAUAUUUAGGUUUAAAAAAAACACUUGAGAAUAAAGAUGUGGAGUUCUUUAAGUUAAACCAAGAAAUUGUUUUAAAAAUGUGAAUUAUACAUCCUACAUUUUAAAAAUAGCCUCCAUCUUUUCUAAUGGAUAAAAUAAAUUAAUAGGCUGGUUAAUCCAGACAUUUUGUUUGACAUAUGAGGUCAGAUAUUUGGCUCUGUUUCAGCCUAUUUUGCCUUCUCAGGCCGUGCAAGAAAGUCAAAAAACUGCCCAAAAAGAGGCUGUUAGAGAUUUAUCUUGGCAUAGAAGAAUCUCAGAAUAAAACAAUAUAGACAGAUCUACUCCACCAGCUCUUGCUCCCAGUGUAAAAGGUGUCAUAAGGGCAGGGCUAGGGAACACAGCAUUCCAGUAAACCUUGAGGCAUAAUGGCACUGAGGUUCAAAUUUGUGCUCAUAGUUGGCUUAUCUCCUACCAGCCCUGAGGUUCAGGGAAGACAAAAGAUGCCUUAGACUGAGCUAUGUGCCUCCCCACUGCUUCAGCUGUGCCAAGCUCUGCUCCAGUGCAAUGAAGUUUGGAGUCCAAAGUGUCUGUUGGAUGAAUAAAUAAAUCCAGCUUCCACAGUAUCCAUCUAUAGAUACUGUUGUAGAUCUUAUAUAUUAUACAAAUGGUGCACAAACCUGCAUUAGCACAAAUUGUUUUGGGGUUUGUGACCUAUAAGCCAAUUGGAUCAUAUUUUCAUUGAAAUCAGUGGCAAAAUUUCCUGAUCCAAAUUUGCCCUAACACUCAAUAUAGUCCUCCUGAAAUCAAUAUGGUUGCACAUGAGUAAGGGUAGGAAUGGCGCUCCCUUGACUUCAGUGGUGGAGCAAAAUCAAGCCCAGAAUAAAUAUAUAAUAUUUAUUAGUUCAUCAGAAUUCCUGCCUGAAUACUCAGAUAAAUCCUGUAUUUUUAUUAUCUUCAACCACAUAAACAAUGUGUUUGGAUGUAUUUUAUUUAUUCAAAUGUUUUCAGAGUUAUCCAAACACUUUGAGCCUUUAUUCAGACUUUCUACCAGUAAUAUUUUUAACCAAAGAUGUCACUCAAUCAGCAUGGCUUUCCCGCAACUCCACAAACUUCAAUAAGUCUUUUUGUUGCUAGAUGCUCUUUUUGCAACUGAUUGUAUGCUUUUCACCAGUCACCCUCUUUUUUUAUUAUUGUUAUCCUUCCAUUUCCUCUAAAUACAGUCCUUUGAUCAUCCCAAUAUCUAUCUCAGUAGCACUUCCUGAAGAGUUUGAGACAUUUUUUAUUUUGUCAUGUUAUCAAAUGAAAAUGUCCCUGAAUUCAUUCUAUUUAAUAAAAAGAAAUAAUCAAAGGGAAAGAGAAGCUCUAACAAGUUGCAGCAUCAGUAUUCUUUAAUAUCAUCAUGUGGCAGAGAUGCUGAGUCAGAUUCUAUCCCUUAUCUCAGUUCCUACAUGCAAAAGCAAAUACGGGCCAUAGCUGUCACACAAAGGGUGGAGACAACAGUAUAGAGCUGUCAUCAUGGGUAUCAGAGGCAUUAUCUCUACAGUGCAAUGAAGAUUCUGGGCUGUGACACAGCCGCUAGACAAGCCAUCAGGAGGCUGCUGUAAAUUAGAGUAGCGUUUGGCAGCUCUAAUUUGCUUUGGGGCCUGCACUGACCCCAAAGUAACCUGCAAUCCUGAGGGUUCAAAGGUGAUUUAAAGUCAUCUUUGCCCCCACCUCCCCCUGGGCUGCACUUUCUCAAACAUUGACAGGAGAUUGUUUCUUUCUUUCUCUUUAGGAUUAAGAAUCAUCUUGCUCUUGUGCCAACUUUAUGGUCCUUCUUUCCCAAAUAGCCUGCCCAUAAGAACCUCUUGGAUUAGGAUAGGUCUUAUUGCCACAAGGCAGCCCUAUCAUUUGUUAUCAAAAGACUCAGGUGGCCUCUGUGCCAAACAGAGAAUUUUGAACUUGGAAUGUUGAUCAUCAGUCCAUUGUCAGAGCUGGGCCACUGCCCAGUAAACUGGAAAACUGGCGCACCAUUUGUCUUUAUUUUCUUUCUUUUUUUUGAACGGGAGUGAGAAGAGAAGCAGGGGAGGGAAUGGCAUCCAUACAAUUGAUGCAGGGAGUUCUCAGGUUUUGAAGAACUUUAGAUGAAAACUUAACUUUACCCCAACUCUCCUCUUUAAUUAUAGUUUUCUAGGUCAAAGUAUUGCAAUUUGGGGAAGGGUACCAUUUGAAAGCUUUUACUAAGGAAGUUCUCCCAUUAUUCUCCAGAAAUCUUGAGUUCUGACCAACCUCUCACUGAAGUCAAUGGGUGUCUUACUAUUGACUUUAAGGGGAUUUAGACUGGACUGUUGAUAGCAUAGAGACUGGGAAUGUUAUCAGUGGUGACGAAAUGUUGACAUCCAAAUUAAGAUUCUGGCAGAAAUUCCAUAUCAUGUGCCUAAAGUACAGUACAUCUCUGAGGAACAUUAUGAAACUCCAAGGGCCAUUAAACUCUGAUCCAUUAAAUCUGCUUUUGUGCUUCUCCGGUGACACAAAGCAAACUUAAGACCAUCUGAUCUGGGUCUCUGAGUACUAUCUCAACAUGCAAUCUCCUGCAAUCCUCCAGUAGCAUGAAGGAUGUGUAAAGCCCUCUCACUUACCAACACAGUGCAUGUGCCUGUGAGAAAGGGAACAUAGCUGGGGCUUCCUUACAUCCUGGAAAACCCUAGCUGUCAGCCUCUUGGAGCUGUUGGAAGUCACUGUGAGACAGAGCUGAAUGCCUAAAGUUUGGGUCAACAUUUAAUGGCUUUAGGGUCAGGGAGUCACAAAGGUGACAAAGCAAUUUUUGCUCCCUUUAAACAUACUGGACUUGUGCCAGAUGCUACUCAGCUGCUCCAGAGAAUCUGAGCCCAAAGGCUUAGCUGUCCCAGAAAACCCUGUGAGACUUGAGACUGUAUGAGGUCAAUUGACCAAUGGUAUAAGAAGUAUAAUUUAAUUUUCAGACUAAACACCAAUUUACUGAUGCAGGUAAAUCAGAAAACUGGGCUACUAUCAUGAACCCAAUCCUGAAAAGGGUCAGCAAGGAUAUCGGGGAUCUGCCUGCAUGGUUUGUUCUGCAGGACUGGGGACUUGUGCCUCUAAAAUGUCCACCACAGCACACCACAAUUCAAACUGUGCAAAUGUUAGUGUAAUAUCUACAAGGGAGAACUUCCUAAAGUGGCAUUUAAUUGGCUUAAGUUUCAAAAUACGGAAACUAGGCAUUUGUAGGGAAGACAUAUGGGGUAUGGCCCGUGUCAACUGUGGCUGGCCCAUGUCAACUGACUUGGGCUUGUGGGGCUCAGGCUACAGGGCUAUAAAAUUGCGGAGUAGACAUUCGGGCUCGAGCAGGAGCCCGGACUCUGGGACCCACAAGAGGGGAAUGCAAAAACUGGAUAACAAUGGCGAUAGCAAUAUUAACUCAGCUAGGGAUAACUUGGGCAAGGUGCUGAGCACUCUGACCUUGAUCUAUAAAAACAUUUAAGCAGGUGCUUAACUUUUAGCACAUGCAAAGUCCCACUGGAGUCAGUGGAACUACGCACUUGUGUAAGGUUUAGCCUGUAGUUAAUCGCUAUGCUGGGGCCUUAGAUUUUUUGUGGACUGUUACUUUUAUGUGAGGAGAGGCAUUAUAGCUCCUUUUUGACUCAUCAGAUCUUAUUAAACUUCCUGCUUUUACUUCUUCUUCAGAUUUUUCUCAUUAAACCUCAGCUGUGAAGAAGCUUUCAUAGGUGUCCUAGAUUUCUCUUUGCUUUUGUCUUUUAUCUCCUUUUCUACCCAAAUAAAUUUGCAUACUGUAGUUUAGGCUCUGCAAAGAUGUUGUCUUAACUCAUACCACUUAAUAUCUAAAUCUAAUCUCAGCCAUGUUAUCCAUUAGUGAGUGGAAAUUUGUAUUUCUUAUUAUUCUUAUUAUUUAAGUAACUGCUAUUGAAAUGUAGUAUCUUUAUGGUUGAUUUUUAAAAGAUUUUAUUUCCUUAGCUUCUUAUAAGCAGAACCAGUAUUUUAAUUAUGAUCAGCUCUAUUUAUUAAUGUAUAUGCAUCUGAUUCUCUAAUCUUAAUAUAACUAAUAGAUUAAACUUAUUUUCUACAUGUUACAAUUUAUGCCAUACUUCCAUAUUUGGAAGGAAGAUUAAAAUUAAUAUUGUUUAACUUUUGUCUGAUUUUGAGAUGGCUCAUAUACUAAUGCAAUCUGGUGUUAAUGAAUAUGUUACACACCUCAUUAAAAAAAAUACUGACUAUAUUCACUGUAUUCAGAAAAUAUUUACAGUCAUUCUUAAUACAGGCCAGUGCUGGAAUAAACCAAUUGAACUGACUAGUUUUAUUAAAAUAUGUACGUGCACUGCAUGCAUUAAAUGUGACAGUUGAGUACUGUAUAGUGUGCAUUACAGCCACUCUAUAUGCAGUACUUGAUGUAAGUGCUGAUGUUAUAGGAGAGAGAAAAUAGGUAGAGAACUAUGUUACUUGACUGGAAAUGCCCAAUAAACUUCUGUCCCCAAGCUUCUAGAGCAUUGUACAGUCUGAGGCAUUUGUGGGGUCUCAAUACAGCUGUUUUUACUUAUUGUAAAUGCAUGUGGCAGAAUGUUGCAAAUAACUUACAUUUCCAUAUUAUCUUGAGUCUCUGUUGCAUUUUGUUACUAGCAACUACAAAACACGUCUUAACCAACAAAUUCUGUUCGCUGGUCAAAGUAACAGUGAGACCUGUUAUAAAUGCUAAAUUAGGCUUAAUAUCCAGUAAGGACUUCUGUUUCACCAAGAAAUUGAAGCAUUUCAGUCUAAGAAGCUAGGAAGAGAAAAGUAUAGACAAUAAGAGGAAGGCACUAGUAUUAAGGAUCCUUUUGCAUUUGACACUGACGCUGUAUUAAUUACGAAGAAAAUAUCCUCGUAACACCAUUAAUUUCUGGGUCAUAGAUGACAUCUGUCUCGUUUACUAAAGUAGAUAUUAAGACUUGUACAAAUAGAGAGCCUAUUUUAGAUAAUGCUUAAAUGUAUGACACCCUUGUACUAUGGCUUGCACUUUACUUGCAUAUAAACUGUGAAGUAGGCUGUAGUAAUAAUGUCUUUGUAUAUUCAGGGGUUGAAAUACCAAAUCACUAGAGUAUUAUAAUGCUGGUGUUCAACCUGUACUGUUAAUCAAAUCUGAACAAGCUCACAAAGUGUAUUUUGAAAAUCCUGCUAACUUAAGAUCAUUAGCAAAUAAUGCUAUGGAGUCUCCAUGGUCUUUCUUUUGUAAAUAUGAACAUUCUUACUAUUUCUGUAGCAAUAGGAGGUUAUAAACCAAACUUUCACUAGGACUGUUUUCAACAACAAAAAAUUCUAUAGCACCUUGUAUAAAAAUCAUGGAGACUACAUGAUUUGUGGGCAUUUUUGUUUACAGACAAUGUGUAUAUAUAUGUAUUAGAGGCAGAACUGUUAUUUAUCACAAAGCUAUGUUGUGGUUGAUUAUUUCUAAAAGAAAAUGUAUGUUUUCUGUCAUAAAGAGAAAAAAAGUAUUUUAGUGGGAGCCAUCCUGAAAAGAAGUUUGAAGAUUCAAAGCUUCAAAUACCAGUAUGUCCAUAUUACAGAUGUUUCAGCCCCACCUGCUGUAUGUUUUCAUAAUUAGUUGUGAAAUAAAACUGAGAGGUGAUGAUACAAUGUCUAUCUGAGCCAGGGAAGAAUCCUGGAUUGUAUUACAGUUUAUACAUGGUUGGAUAUUUUGAGACUGCAAUAUAAUAAUUACCAUCAUAUUUAUAUCUGAAGGUCCCUUUUAUGAGUAGACAUUAUUUAGAUUCUGUAGUAAAUAAAGUCCUUCAGCUCACUGAUGCUACAGAGAUAGAAAAUGAAUUACUCUGGACUCAUACAGGUAAAACUAAAUUUCAACCCCUGGAUAAUACAGCAUUUUUCCCGUUUCCCAACAGUAUACUUAAUUUUAUACUUGUCCUAUGUUGGGAGGUGAUCCACUAAUUUAUAUAGACUAUGAAUGUUAGUUUAUUUUUCUUUUCUCUUUUCAGAUUAGUUCUGUGUGAAUUAUUGUAAUUGGCUGCAUUUUUUCUAUCACAGGUUAUCUUUUUGUGUGUCUACAAUGAGAAUUUAUGAAUGGAAAAUUUCACUGUGUGUUGCUCACUGGGCAUAUACCUCAUGGUACAUUGCACAGACGUGUAAGUUGUAAGUUGCACUGCAACAUUAAAAAAGGAACAUAUUGCUCUUUUUUCAAAGAUAUUAACUUAUUUAAAAGAUAUAGUCUGUACAUUAUGAAAAGGACAUUUAUUCCUCCUAAAUUCAAAAGCAGCUUUUGUUUUGGGGGAAAUAAGUUGUAAACUUCAGUUGUAAAUUUGGACUUCAAUAAACUGAAUUCUCUGCACUUAA
This is a messenger RNA of Dermochelys coriacea (leatherback sea turtle), 13021 nucleotides long. RefSeq names its product connector enhancer of kinase suppressor of ras 2-like. Gene Ontology annotation, molecular function: protein binding. Bases 78 to 3344 code for a protein of 1088 amino acids. The record is from RefSeq and is a predicted model, not a curated record. The transcript has 25 exons. Gene Ontology annotation, biological process: regulation of signal transduction. Lineage: Eukaryota; Metazoa; Chordata; Testudines; Dermochelyidae. Gene Ontology annotation, cellular component: membrane; cytoplasm.